AUGAGUGAACUUCUGGGUUCUCAAGCCAGUACACUACGUCUCGAGGGCAGACCAGAGUCCUUAUUCACUCCCGUGAGCUCAGUGCGCAAGAAUGCGAGGCUGAUCACCCUCGAAGAGCACGCGGUCACGCCAUUCCCGACUCCCACGAUUUCAACCACGUUUGCAACCUUCCAGGGCGACUUUGUCGCGGGCUUGAAGGACAGACUGGGCAACAUCGAUCUCCGCCUCAAGGUUAUGGACGCGAACAACAUCGGCGCGCAAAUCAUAUCGCUAAACCAGCCGACCGCACAAGCAUUUAUCAAAGUUGAAGAAGCUGUGGAGUUUUGCCAGAAGGCUAACCAGUUUCUGUAUCAGAGCUACUGCCAAAGACACCCUGACCGAUUCUUCGGUUUUGCGACUCUGCCUACUCAGACUGGCCAGGCCGCAGCGACCGAGCUCGAGAGAUGUGUGCAGGAAUAUGGUUUUGUAGGUGCCAUGGUCAAUGGCUUCACAAAUACGACGGAUGAGACGCAAGGCCUGUACCUUGACGAUCCGCAGUUCGAUGCGCUGUGGGAAGUCUCCGAACGAUUGCAGAAGCCCAUCUUCAUCCACCCUCGCGUGCCACUGCAGAGUAAUCUUAAGGUCCUGCACGACAUGCCCAUUUUACAUGGUGCGCCGUAUGGUUUCGCGCGAGAAACAGUCGAGCACAUCCUCCGACUUAUGUACAGCGGCGUCUUUGAUCGUUUCCCGAAAUUGAAGGUCUGUCUAGGCCAUAUGGGCGAAGGGCUAUCGUGGAUUCUACCUAGAACCGAUACCACCUUCAGAAUGUAUAAUCUCGAGGCUCAAGGUCCCAAGAAGAAGAGAUUUCAAGAAUAUUUCCAGGAUAACAUCCUUCCAAAUACGAGUGGCAUGCCACGAACCUCUGCACUGUUGAACCUAAUGGCAGAAGCUAAGAUCUCAAACAUCAUGUUUGCGGUGGACUAUCCGUACGAGUCCAUUGCAGAGAUGCGGGAAUGGUUUGAAAGCGUGCCGAUCUCGGACCAGACGUGGAAAGACAUUGGCUAUCGCAACGCCAUCAGGCUGUUUGGAUUGCCGCUGGAUUACGAUUAG
Messenger RNA from Exophiala aquamarina CBS 119918, 1089 nucleotides. RefSeq lists its product as uncharacterized. The record is from RefSeq and is a predicted model, not a curated record. Bases 1 to 1089 code for a protein of 362 amino acids. The transcript has 2 exons. Gene Ontology annotation, biological process: secondary metabolic process. Gene Ontology annotation, molecular function: carboxy-lyase activity; hydrolase activity. NCBI's taxonomy places the organism in Eukaryota, Fungi, Ascomycota, Eurotiomycetes, Chaetothyriales, Herpotrichiellaceae. Gene Ontology annotation, cellular component: cytoplasm; cytosol.